AUGGAAAACGAAAAAUCCGAGCAAAUCAUGGAUUUUUGCUCAGAAGAGAGCCCAAAACGGCGGGAGGCUCAACAAACAUACGAAAUUCAAGUGGAGAUUGACGAUACGCCAGAUACUACAUUCAGUUGGCGCAAGUUAUGGGCAUUCACGGGACCCGGUUUUCUCAUGUCCAUCGCCUAUUUGGACCCCGGAAACAUAGAAUCCGACCUUCAAGCCGGUGCAAUUUCAUAUUUCAAGCUUAUCUGGGUCCUAAUGUUGGCUCAUAUCAUGGGAUUGCUCCUUCAAAGACUCGCCGCUCGUUUAGGAGUGGUUUCUGGGAAACAUAUGGCUGAAGUGGCGUAUUCCUACUAUCCAAAAGUCCCUAGAUUGAUUUUAUGGCUGUUGGUGGAGAGUGCAAUUGUUGGAAGUGAUAUGCAAGAGGUUAUUGGGACAGCAAUCUCCUUUUAUUUGCUGUCCAAUGGAGCAAUCCCCCUCUGGGCCGGAGUACUCAUCACAAUCUGCGACACGUUCACAUUUUUGUUCCUCGAAAAGUAUGGAGUUCGAAAAUUCGAGGCAUUCUUCUGUUUUCUGAUUACCAUGAUGGCUGUGACAUUUGGCUAUGAGUUUGGUGUUAGUCAGCCGGAUGCGGGAAAAAUGUUCACUGGAAUGUUUGUGCCAUGGUGUACCGGAUGUGAUAACAAUAUGGUCAUGCAAGGUGUGGCAAUUAUUGGAGCUGUUAUUAUGCCACAUAAUUUCUAUUUGCACUCGGCGUUGGUAAAAUCCCGAAAAGUGGAUCGUCGUCGUGCUGAGAAGGUCACCGAAGCCAAUAAAUACUUUUUCAUCGAGUCUGCAUUUGCACUCUUCGUUUCCUUCAUUAUUAACACUUUAGUGGUAUCAGUGUUCGCUCAAGGAAUGUUCGGAAAGACUAAUAAUGAUAUUAGAGGUGUAUGCUAUAACAACACACAUAAUGGAAUGCCCUACUUUUAUAAAUCCGAAUUCCCAGCGAAUGAUGACCCAAUUCAAUCGGAUAUUUAUCAUGCUGGCAUCUUUCUUGGUUGCACUUUUGGAGUUUUUGCACUUUAUGUAUGGGCUGUGGGAAUUUUGGCAUGUGGACAGUCUUCUACAAUGACAGGCACAUACGCUGGACAGUUCGCUAUGGAGGGCUUCAUCCAAAUCCAACUCCCCCAAUGGAAACGUAUUCUCAUCACUCGCUCGCUCGCUAUCCUCCCCACACUCGCUGUGGUCAUUUUUUCCGGAGGAAUUGAUAAUAUUUCAAGCUUAAACGACUUUUUGAAUUGCUUGCAGCUAGUCCAACUCCCGUUCGCUUUGAUUCCAGUCUUGACAUUCGUCUCUGAUAAGAGGAUCAUGCACGAGUAUGCGUUGGCUAGUGUCUCCAAAACGGUCUCCAUCGUAAUCUCUCUUAUCAUUCUCUUCAUCAAUUUCUAUUUCCUCUACUCCUGGAUUGGAUCGCAAUUCGGCUACAAUGACAUUUCUAUUCCGAUUACUGUCAUUUUUGCAAUAUUCUAUAUUAUUUUUAUUGCUUAUUUGACCUACUACUGCCUGGUAGCCAUGAACUUCAUCCCGCCCAUCAAAAAUUCGAAAUGGCUCGCCGAGCCCAUCUACCACGACUUUGAUGCUCCGUGGCUCGAGCGGCGUUCAGUUGAUAAGGAUUCAAUUAGUGAUGAGCAAUCAUGGAGAUAUUAA
Molecule: messenger RNA, 1683 nt
Organism: Caenorhabditis briggsae
Lineage: Eukaryota; Metazoa; Nematoda; Chromadorea; Rhabditida; Rhabditidae
Gene: Cbr-smf-3
Product: Protein CBR-SMF-3
Exons: 11
Coding region: 1-1683 (560 amino acids)
Biological process (GO): manganese ion homeostasis; metal ion transport; response to manganese ion
Cellular component (GO): apical plasma membrane
Molecular function (GO): manganese ion transmembrane transporter activity; iron ion transmembrane transporter activity; cadmium ion transmembrane transporter activity
Source: RefSeq, a predicted model, not a curated record